CUCUCUCUCUCUCUUCUGUGCCUCUUUUUCUGUCUCCUCCGAUGCAGAUACGCUGUAUACACUACUGCAGCAAGUAGACGAAGAUUUCCCGGGUUUUUCUUCCCCUUCCCCUAUAAUUGUGCUACUGGGAUAGUCUACUUAGUAAUGCCUAUCGGCCGGGGUACUCACUCUUCCUAUACAAUUUCAGCUUCGCUGGUCUGAUUCUUUGUUUCCUUAAGCGGCUUUAAAGAAAGUUCCUGAUGCAAUCCCAAGAAUCUUUCUUGGCUUCUUGAUCUCUCUGCAAUUCCUUGCUUUGUCUUUCGUCUAAGCUUGGGGUACUUGAUGCAAUGUCAGCUUACACAAAAUCAAGUAAGGAAUAUUCUGAACCUGCUAGAACAAUGGGGCAUGAUGUGGAGUUCAAAAGGAAUUCAAGACAACAACAAUCCUCAAAUGCUGUAAAAGAGAAGAUCCUACCAAUUCAAGCACAUCAACGUUUGAAGUUUCACAAAAAGCUUGAAGUAAUCAACCCCUUUAUUCAGCUGUCCACUGAUAAUCAUCCUGAUGGGUUAAGACAGCAAAUGGAUGAUGAGCUAGUGAUACAGAAGAAGUCUUCAGUAGGUUUGCAAAAGCAGCAGCUUGUGUCAAAGACAAAUAAUGAGGAUGAUGAACUCGUCAAGCAUAUGUCUAAUUUGCCUGGCUAUCUCCAGCGAGUGGAAAAGCAGAAGAAUGUUCAAGUACAGGCUUUGAAUUUUGGAGUUCUUGAUUGGAAACGUCUAGAGAAAUGGAAGUACAACGAGCGUAUGCCAGCUAGAAGUCACCCAAAAGUAUCAUCAAGUGGUAAAUCCAUGGAUAUGGAGAAUGGAAAAUCUGCACUGUCAAAAACCUCUGUUGGUAGAAAACAACAGAUGAUGUCCAGCACUGAAAUGAAAUUGUGUGAUGAUGUCCAGCAAUCCAAAGGGAAGUUAAAAAACAUCCAAUAUCCUCAAACUCGUUCAGGUCGCACCGCUGCUGGGCAGAAAAAAGAUUAUUGUCAAAAGGUGAAAAAUCCCAGCAGCAGUUGUCCUCAGAUGAAUCAUGAGAAGGGCAAGAAGAAAGAGGCGGAUUGGACCACAUCACAGCAAAAAGCAGCAUUAUCCUUGGAUCAGAUGGAAAAUAGCAUCUCGAUGUCUUCACUUCCAAUGUGUUAUCAGCAAGGUAAAAUUGGGACUGGAAGAGAUGAUGACAUAAAGGGUCGUCCCAUAUCUUCCAAUGCUGAACUUCAAAAUAUAGUGCUUCUAGUGCCCAAAUGUCCUUCCAAAAGGCGUUCCUCACAGAAUUCUCGGUCAUUAGAAUCGAGAAUAUCACCUAAUGAGCAGUUGACAAAGCACGCUAGGGGCAGAUAUUCUGAUUGCUUUUCUUCUCUUGAGCUUCAAUCUGGAGAACUCUACAAUGAAAUUCCAUGUUCGUUUCCCAUGCCCGCUAGUGUUGCCACUGCACGAGACAGAAAACCAGGUUACUGCAUGCAGCCACGUAAUAAUAAUAACUCAAUCAACUCCCAGUCAUCUGAAGCCAAAUGUUUGCAUUCAAAACUUUGCAAUGUUGGUUGUCCAGCUUCAGUUGAUGCUUGUGAAGUGACGGAGUUGAAUACUGCUAAGGAAACAAAUUCCAGGACAUCGUCUCAUGGACAGUUAGCAGAUGGCAACAGGUUAUCAUAUUCUGGUGAUUUUUCUUCUCAGGAGCUUCACAAGAGAGAACUCCAAUAUGAAAUUCCGCAUUCCUCUCCCCUGCCUGCAACUGUUGCUAUUUCCCGAGGCAGGGAACCAGAUGUUUGGAUGUAUCCAUUUCAAUGUGGUAUCUCAAGCGAGCCCGGAUCAUCUAGAGCCACAUGUUCAGAAGAAAAAAGCUACAACCUUGACGAUUCAGUUUCAGUUGAGAGUUUUAAGGGAACGAACUUGGAUUUUGCUAAGCAUACAGCUGAUAAAAGAAGACAUCCAUCACCUAAUAGGAGGUUUAGUUUUAGCUUUGGUAGAUUAAGCAGAAGUUUCAGUUUUAAGGAGAGUUCGGCAGUUCCAGCAUUGAGCUCCACACCUCUUGCUGCUAAGUCCAGUCGAGAAAACCCAGAGGUUUUUGCUGCUAUUGACGACAGUAAAAUGGACAAGGCAAAUUCUAGUGGCAGAAGACGUCCAAGUCCGUUCAGGAGGUUACUAGACCCAGUGUUGAAAUCCAAGGUUGCUCAUUCUACUGAAGCAGUACAGAGCAAGGGAGCUAUAGAAAAAAACUCCAGUUUUGGGAGUGUGCAGCCUAUCAGCAAUAGUAAGCCACUUUCCAAUGAGACAAAUCAGGCAUCACCUGUUCAAGCUCUUAUGCAACUUACUGUCAAGAAUGGACUCCCUUUCUUCAAAUUUGUGGUUGAUAAUAGGAGUGACAUUCUAGCUGCUGCUGUGAACCAAUUACCAACAUCUGGAAAGGUUGAUAGCACCUUGACAUUUUCAUUCUACUCAGUUCAUGAAAUUAAGAAGAAAGCUGGGGGCUGGAUAACUAAUGGGUCUAAAGAAAAACAUUGUGGUUUUGGUUAUGAUAUUGUCGGUAAGAUGAAGAUAUCUAGAUCUUUCUUCUCAGAGUUGAAUGCUGAUGGCUGUAAUGACCAAUUUAUGGUAAUAGAAUCUGUCUUAUUUGAUGUUAACGUCGCUGAAGGGAACAAAGGAGCACCAGAAGUUUCACCAAACAGGGAGCUUGCUGCCAUUAUCUUUAAGGAGCCAGCUGCAAAAUGGAAUAAUAGGGAAUCAAUAGUAGGUCACACAUGCAAACAAAAAGGUUUUCUUGGCUUUUCACCAGGCAGUACCUAUGGCUAUGGUGAAAAAGAGAAUUUCAGCAGUAUAACAGUCAUUCUUCCUGGCGGUUUUCAUAGUUUACCAAAGGAUGGUGCACCUUCAUCCUUGAUUCAGCGCUGGAAAUCUGGGGGAUCAUGUGAUUGUGGAGGAUGGGAUGUUGGUUGCAAGCUGAAAGUUCUUGCCAACCAGAAGAAAGGAAGCAACUCUUCUAUACCAGCUACGAGCUGCUCGACACUACACCGUAUGAAUCUUUUCAUCCAGGGUGGAGAGGGAAAAGGCCAGCCCAUCUUCAGUUUGGCACCAUUCAAAGAUGGAUUUCAUUCAAUUGACUUUGAUGCAUCAGUUUCCUUGCUAGAAGCAUUCUCUAUUUGCGUGGCUGUCAUAACGAGUCGACACUUAUCUGGCAUCUUUGAUGGUAACCUUCUGCCAGAAGCAAAAGUUUCUGUGGAAGCCAAGAAUGAGGACGUUGACAUGAAGAACAUGAGCAUAACCCCAGGCCAGGUCCCUCCAAAAUAUGUUUCAUCGCCUCCCCCCUCACCAGUAGGGAGGAUUUGAGUGCCUGAUUAUUGGGAGUUUGG
Molecule: messenger RNA, 3367 nt
Organism: Coffea arabica (coffee)
Lineage: Eukaryota; Viridiplantae; Streptophyta; Magnoliopsida; Gentianales; Rubiaceae
Source: RefSeq, a predicted model, not a curated record